AUGUCUACUUCCACUCAAAACCAGCCAGGCCUUCAGGAUCUCCUGAAAGUCAUAUGUCCAGUUUACAUCACCUUGGAAGAGGCCCGGCUUAUAUGUAAUCAGUUUAAAGGCUCGUUUCGACCCAAUCGACAGGUUUUGUGGAGCGGCAUGGAGCGACAAGCGGCACAGAAAUGGGCGAAUGCACAUGACUAUCAGACCCUGACAACGGCCAUGGGAUCUCUGAGAACGUUGGAAACUUCAAAGAAAAGAAAAAAAAGAAGCAAGUUCAUGAAGGGCGUAUCGGCUAUAUUUUCGUGGUUUAUAUCUCAAGGCGACUGGGUGGGAAUACUACUACCACUACCUCCGCAGCAAUUCCAUCCCUCCGGCUCGACCAGCCUGCAGGACUUGGAGAUUCCCAUUGUGAAAGGACUUCUCAGGGGCGGGUGUGUCCAGAGAAUUGGCGUGUUCCAUCCUGAAGCAGCAACUAUCACGGCGAAGAGUUCGUCGCACCAGCUUUGGCCGAAUGAUGAGACCAGGUCGUGGAUUGAACGUUUCGGAGCCGCCACCAAAGCUCGUUUCUGGAGGGCUGUGAAGAGACCUAGGCCCGGCAUUGGUAUGAUGAAUAACUUUUCAAACGGGGAGCCCCCUGAUGUCAGCGCUGAUGGAAUGUUCAAGAAUCCCUUGGCCAGACCUUGCGACGGCUGCAUCAGUGUUCUGGCGACAUGGCAUUGA
Colletotrichum destructivum is the source of this 711-nucleotide messenger RNA. RefSeq lists its product as uncharacterized. The transcript has a single exon. The coding region runs from base 1 to 711 and encodes 236 amino acids. NCBI's taxonomy places the organism in Eukaryota, Fungi, Ascomycota, Sordariomycetes, Glomerellales, Glomerellaceae. The record is from RefSeq and is a predicted model, not a curated record.